Chironomus riparius is the source of this 543-nucleotide messenger RNA. The record is from the annotation of a GenBank genome assembly. Lineage: Eukaryota; Metazoa; Arthropoda; Insecta; Diptera; Chironomidae.
UUACAAAACCAGUAACAUAAGGGAUAAACAUUAAAAGUGAUCAUGGAUUUUUUAAAAGAUAUUGAUAAUAGAGACGAAUUACUGACUAUAUUAUAUGCAGCAAUAGAACGAAUUUAUAAAAAAGAUUUGAUACCGACAAAAAACAUAAAAGUUUCUGUGGACGAGCUGGAUUAUGUAGCCAAUAUAUUCAUCCAGUAUUGCUCUAAUCAGCUCAACAAAUCAGAAAUGCUUGACUACUUUCCAAUAAACCCAAAUAAAAAGGAUUUUGUAUUUAAAGCCAUAGAAGCUAGAAAAUUGGAUGUCUGUAAAUACCUUAUGAACGAACAUAAUUCACGAAAUAUUCCUUUGAUGAAAUCUUUUGACUGGAACAUUCAAUUUAUCGUUGGAAACUCAUCGUUGGCAUCAUAUCGUGAACAACUAGCUACUUUAAAUUUUGAGUGUCGAAAAGGAAGCAAGUUUGAGACAAUCUCGAUGGAAAUGGAUAAAUCUUCUCUUGAAUCAGCCAUCAAAAGUCUUGAAAAUUGCAUCGGUGUUAAUGAAUAA